AAAUCCUCCGGAGCCUCGCCCACCGAGAGCGCCUCGGGCGGCCCACGGGUUCCCUGGCUGCAGACCGCUUGCUGGGCGCUUUGUGCGGUUCUGGUCACUCCGAGCGGACCCAGAAAACCUGAAAGGCCAUGAUGGCUACGAAGCCCAAACUCCACUAUCCAAAUGGACGAGGCCGCAUGGAAUCCGUGCGAUGGGUUUUAGCUGCCGCUGGAGUCGAGUUUGAUGAAGACUUUUUAGAAACAAAAGAACAGUUGCAGAAGUUGCAGGAUGGUAACCACCUGCUGUUCCAACAAGUGCCAAUGGUUGAAAUUGAUGGGAUGAAGCUAGUGCAGACCCGGAGCAUCCUCCACUAUAUAGCAGAAAAGCACCAUCUCUUCGGCAAAGAUCUCAAGGAGAGAACCCUGAUUGACAUGUAUGUGGAGGGGACCCUGGAUCUUCUGGAACUGAUUAUCAUGCAUCCUUUCCUCAAACCAGAUGAUCAGCAAAAGGAAGUGGUGAACAUGGCCCAGAAGGCCAUAAUCAGAUACUUUCCUGUGUUCGAAAAGGUUUUACGGGGUCAUGGACAAAGGUUUCUUGUUGGUAAUCAGCUGAGCCUUGCAGACAUAAUUCUACUCCAGACCAUUUUGGCUCUAGAAGAGAAAAUUCCUAAUAUCCUGUCUGCCUUUCCUCACCUCCAGGAGUUCACAGUGAAAAUAAGUAAUAUCCCUACAAUUAAGAAAUUCCUUGAACCUGGCAGCAAGAGGAAGCCUCCCCCGGAUGACAUCUACGUGAGAACCGUGUACAACAUCUUCAUGCCGUAGGACAGCAGCACGGCCGAGGAGUUAGCACUGUCCGUCACUCUGCAGAAUGAAGACCUCUGAGCGCUCCGAGCCUGGAACACUCCUGGACUCUGCCCUGUGCAUCUCUUCCCUGGGCCGAUUUCUAUCUGUAUCCUCUCCGUGUAAUAAACCGAAGCUGUGAGUAGGACCGUUUUCUGUGAGUUCUGCGAGUACUUCCAGCAGAUUACCAGACCUGAGGGUGUUUGGGGGACACUCCCUGAACCUGCAGUUGGUUUCUGAGCGAGGGCGGGCUUUUGGAUUACUCCUUCCAACUCUUCAGGGAGGGGAAAUGCUUUACACGCAUUUGGAGAUUAAUUUACACGUGGGAACCAGACAUUGACGUGAUUACACCGAGGGGUCUCUAUCAUUGAGUUUUAUGGGACGGCAGGAAAUUUGAGCUAAGACCGUUUGGGCGGGAUUUUACUACCCAGGGCCACUGCCUGAUACUAUUACUCAAGGGCCUGCUGUGUAGACUGUAAGCCGUAGUGCAAACAGUGCUUUGGGAGUUUUAAUUCUCUUAGACACAAGAGGGCCCUCAAGGCUGGCUCUUUGAGAAAACAACCAGGGAGGAAGUUGGCUUCUGCACUGAAUUGGAGGAUUAGAGAAAAUAAAUAGGACAGGCCAAGCUGCUUCCUCUGAAGACAGGUUCCCACGUCUUUCUGCUCACGGUCACCUGACCUUAAAUUGCGCAGUUCACUUCCCACGUUGGAAACAAUCUCCCCUUCCCCAUCCUGCACAGGUGGAGUCCCCCAGCUUUUGGGUCCAGACCCUUUAGUCUCAACACCCUCCACCCUCCCAUCUUCACGAGCCACCGGACUCCGGUGAAAGAGCAGGCGGUCAGGCAGCGGAUGGUUGUCCUCAAAGACGUCAGUGUGUUGAGCGUUCAGGAAUGAACUAGGUAGGACCCGUGAGGCCGGGAGCCGGAGCAGAGGGCACCCACGAGGCUCACCGGCUAGACACCACAGCAGCUGAGCCAACGGGGUAGAAGUGCACGCCUUCGUGGGUCCUCCAGUGUCUGCGACAAAAGGGGGAGCUGGAUGGGUGUGGGGCUCUGGUGUCUGACAGAGGAGGACCUGCAGCGCCUAAUGAGCCUGGGACCCAGCCUAAGCCACUCAGAGGGGCUUUGGCGGACUGGGUGCCUGAGGGAACGCCUGACGCUCUGGACCAGGUGCCUGGGGGACGGGGCGAUGCAUGGAGGUGCCAGGCUCCUGGGGACGGGUCAGCAGAAGGGGGAUUCUAGGGGGCAGUGUCUGCGGCAAACAGCCGCCAGCCCCAGCUGUCAUACCUGCUCAUGUUCCCUCUUUCCAGAAGAUUCCAUGGUGGGCUCCUUGCUCUAUUAGGCGCCAACAUCCCCACCUAAGGGAACCCUCUGAUCACGAACUCUGUAGCUCACCCCACACACUCCAUACCUCUUUUUCACCACCCUAUUUUAUUUUCUUCAGAGCACUCGACACCCCCCGGCAAUCUUCUCUGUUUAAUCAAUCUGUGUCUUUAUAUUUAAAGUGGGUUUCUUAUGGAAAACAUAGAAUUGGGUCUUAAGCCACUCACAAUAGCCUCUGUCUUAAAAUUGGUGCAUUUAAGACAUUCACAUUUAAAAUGAUUAUCGAUGUAGUUGCAUUAAUCUCUACCAUGUUUGUGGCCGUUUUCUACUUGUUGCCCUGGUUCUUUGUUUCUCCCCCCACCUUUUUUUUGUCUUCCACUCUUUUUCUGCCUUCUCUGGUUUUAUUUUAUUUUAUUAUUAUUUAUUUAUUUAUUUUCACACACACUGUAUUUUAUUUUUUCAAGAGAUAAAUAAACUGACACCAAGCAUUGUAAAUGGAUGACCACAACAAAAGCAACAAUGAUUGCAGUUACCAAACACGAAACACACUCACACUGUCAUAAUAUUGACAUUCAGUCCAGUAAUCCCCCACGGUAACAGCUCCUUUACUUUGCAGUGCUUCUCUGGUUUUAAUUGAGCAUUUUAUAUGAUUCCAUUUUCUCUCCUCUCUUAGCAUGUCAAUUAUAGUUGUUGUUUUUUUUGUUUUUAAGUUUUAGUGGUUGUUCUAAAGUUUCCAAUAUGUUUAUGCAACUACACUAAGACCACUUUGAAAUAACACUAUACCACUUCACGGGUAGUGCGGGUACCUUAUAACUAUAUUCCCAAUUCCUCCCUCCUACCACUUAUAACACUACUGUCGUAGAUCUCAUUUAUUCAUAAGCUAUAAUCAUGUGAUAUAUUGUUACCAUUAUUAUUUUGAAUACACUGCAUUUAUUUGUUUAUAUAUUUAUACUGCCUAUCUUCCCCAACUAGAAUGUAAGCACCACCGAUGACACUGGGUCUGUCAUGCCUACCAUUGUAGACCCAGGGCCUAAAACGGUACCUGGCACAGAGUGGUACUUAGUAAAUAUUUGUUGAAUGAGCUAGUGGAAUCUUACUUUCUUCUUACUUGAGUAUCCUGAUGCUCUAUCAAAUACCCAAACAAGGGAUGUAAAGUGAAGCCCCAGAGGUGUGUACAAACUGGAAUGCUCAUUGGCCAAUCCCUUGAGGGGGUGGAGAUUUCAAUUAGAAUGGAAAGGGUUAUAAACCCUCACUUAAUCCACCCACAGCACCCCAAGACAAGAGCCAGGAAAAGCUAAGGUUAGUGGUGAUGUUCUUAUCCACUCUUUUUGGCCUUGGUUGGACAGUUUUCAUGGCCAAAUUUGCAACUUGUAGUUAGCGGUUGUUUUAACUUUAUGGUUAACUUAAUGACUAUUAUUUCUAAACUUGUCUAUAUUAAAUAAAAGGCAGAGAUAUUUUUUUCUUUCGAGUCGAUACAUAAAUGAAAACGAGAUGCAAAUGUACAUCUAGACAAAACCUUUGAAGACUUUCAUUGCUUGUGCAUGAAAUGUGCAUAAUAUCAUACAUUAAAAUGCCCCCCACACUGUGUCGCACGUUAAAUGUAAUUUUAGAACUAAGUAUGUAAGAGUCAGGUGGUGCUUCAGUUGAUAACACGCUUGGUAGAACUUAAGCAUUUAUUAAUUCUUGAGCCAUUACAUUUUUUUCCUCCUCUGCCAAAUCUCAUGUUUUUGGACACAGUUGGAAAGAACACAGGCAUCACCCACUCUGUGCCAGGUGCCUAACGGGUAAACUCAACCUCCUGCCUUCGUCGGAUGCUUGGAAGAUUCCGUCCAAAUGAUGUGACACUGGGGUCUUCCUCUGGGGUCCUGCCUCCCCAGGGGAUGGCACCAACUUGAAAGCAGGAGUAUCUAAGUCAAGUCCAGGCACAAAUUUUUCUAGGACUUGCUCCAGUCUUGAAACAGCAGUGGGCCAUGCAGUGGUUCACUUUGUUUAUUCUCCAAGCAACCUGGGGUGAAGUCUCCUUCUCGGCUCAGCUGUAUUUUUCAUUUAAGUAAGUUUGUUAGCCUUGGGGAGAUGUCAAUAUGAAUCAAUCCAUUAGACCCUAACGGAAAGGAAAUUUCAUUUCUAUAACUGAAAUAUAGGGCUCUCCACAGAAGAGGCUUAUUAGCAUGUGAGCUUGGAACAGAACUACCUCCCUAACCAUCCUAUUACGUAAGUAACCCCUACUCCCUCCCCACCCUGGAAUAGGGUUCAGUUGUUUGUGUCUUAAAAAUAACAUGUAAACACUUGAGCUCUUUUUCCCGGGGGGCUAGUUCCCUGUAGGAUACUUUCCCUUUGGUAGCAUGUCAAAUCCAACUAAUUAAUAUGUCAAAUCCAACCAAAUAAGUAUUUUGCUAAUAUGUCAUAAAUAGAAAAAUAGAAGAGAAAUCAUUCAUAAUCAAUUAAAUGUGGCCUUUCAUCAGUAUCUUAUAGUUUUCUGCAUACAGGCCUUUUGCCUCCUUAUGUAGGUUUAUUCCUAGGUGUUUUAUUCUUUUUGUUGCAAUGGUAAAUGGGAGUGUUUCCUUAAUUUCUCUUUCUGAUCUUUCGUUGUUAGUGUAUAGGAAUGCAAGAGAUAUCUGUGUAUUAAUUUUGUAUCCUGUGACUUUACUAAAUUCACUGAUUAGCUCUAGUAGUUUUCUGAUGGCAUCUUUAGGAUUUUCUAUGUAUAGUAUUAUGUCAUCUGCAAACAGUGACAGUUUUACCUCUUCUUUUCCAAUUUGGAUUCCUUCUAUUUCUUUUUCUUCUCUGAUUGCCAUGGCUAGGACUUCCAAAACUGUGUUGAAUAAUAGUGGUGAGAGUGGACAUCCUUGUCUUUUUCCUGAUCCUAGAGGAAAUGCUUUCAGUUUUUCACCAUUGAGAAUAAUGUUUGCUGUGGGUUUGUUAUAUAUAAAACAAACAAACAACAACAAAAAAAAACCCAAUCAAAAAUGGGCAGAAGACCUAAAUAGACAUUCUCCAAAGAAGACAUGCAGAUGGCCAACACACACAUGUAAAACUGCUCAACAUCACUAAUUAUUAGAGAAAUACAAAUCAAAACUACAAUGAGGUAUCACCUCACACUGGUCAGAAUGGCCAUCAUCAAAAAACCUACAAACAAUAAAUGCUGGAGAGGGUGUGGAGAAAGGGGAACCCUCAUGCAUUGUUGGUGGGCAUGUAAAUUGAUACAGCCACUAUGGAGAACAGUAUGGAGGGUCCUUAAAAAACUAAAAAUAGAACUACCAUACGACCCAGCAAUCCCACUACUGGGCAUAUAAGCAGAGAAAACCAUAAUUCAAAAAGACACAUGCACCCCAAUGUUCAUUGCAGCACUAUUUACAAUAGUCAGGACAUGGAAGCAACCUAAGUGUCCAUCAACAGAGGAAUGGAUAAAGAAGAUGUGGUACAUAUAUACGCUGGAAUAUUACUCAGCCGUAAAAAGGAACGAAAAUGGGUCAUCUGUAGAGAUGUGGAUGGACCUAGAGACUGUCAUAACAGAGUGAAAUAAGAAAGAGAAAAAUAAAUAUUGUAUGUUAAUGCAUAUAUGUGGAAUCUAGAAAAAUGGUAUAGAUGAUCUUAUUUGCAGAGCCGAAAUAGAGACACAGACCUAGUGAACAAUUAUAUGGAUACCAAGGGGGAAAGGUGGGGGUGGGAGGAAUUGGGAGAUUGGGAUUGACAUAUAUACACUAUUGAUACUAUGUAUAAGAUAUAUAACUAACGAGAACCUACUGUAUAGCACAGGGAACUCUACUCAGUGUUCUGUAGUGACUUAAAUGGGAAAGAAAUCAAAAAAAGAGGGGAUAUAUGUAUAGGUAUAGCUGAUUCAUUUUGCUGUACAGUAGAAACUAACACAACAAUGUAAAGCAACAAUAUUCCACUAAAAAUUAAUUUUUAAAAAAUGAGCUGUAAUGUUAAAGCUAUACUGAAAGUCUUGGUUGUGCUGUUAAUAUUGUUCUUUCAACUUUAACAUAUUCUUUCUCUGAAACAUUAUACACUUAAAGCUAGAAUAAUGCUACCUCUUUCCAAACUGGCAUAUUUAAAUUCUGUGGGGAAUACAGGAUUCUCUCGGAGCAUUUUUUGUCUUGGUGACGGAUUUUGAUCUUGCUGGUUGUUACGAAGCUAGGCAGUUCUUAUCCAUUGGAGAAGCCAGAGUAAAUGUCAAGGAUAUUUCUAGUGAUAAUAGAUUUAGAAUUGGCAUCUUGCACAACAUUGUAAAGCAAUUUGACUCCAAUAAAAAAAAAAGAAGAAGAAUUGGCGUCUUGUAUUUUGGCCCCAAGCAUCUGCUAAAACUGGCAACUUCUUAAGUUAAUCCCUUAAAACUUCCGUUAUCUAGAAAAUUCAAUAAAAGCCUGCUUUUUACCUAACUGAAAUUAAGAAAAAUGUGCAUUGUUUUGCCUAAAUUAUCCAGAAUGACUGUUAACAUUAUCAGUAGAAUUUCACCCCAGAAGACUGGCUGAUUUCCCAACGUGUGUGUUCAGCAGAUAGGAGCACAGGGCGAAUGAAUACAAGGGAAGAGAAAUAAGACCAGAAAGAUUGUUAAAACUGGAGGAGACGAAGAUGAUCUAAUUCUGAACCAACUCCUCAUUUUAGAGUUGAGGAAACUGACAUCUCUUCCAGACCUGCCCAAGGCUGGAACCUACACACCUGGUACUUGGUUAAACCUGGGGAUUGGAGGAGGCCUCGCAUCUUAGGAAUUCUUCUUUUAAAGGGGGUCAAUAUAAAUGAUCCAACAUCGGAAACGUACUUAUAAUUCUCCCUCAUUCCUCUCCCCUUCCCUUUCUCUGUUCUUAGCCUCAUACACUCCUGCACAUCACAAUUUGCUCAGCCUGCUUUUUUUUUUAGUUAUUUUAUUUUUUGGCUGUGUUGGGUCUUCGUUGCUGUGCGAGGGCUCUCUGUAGUUGUGGUGAGUAGGGACUACUCUUCGUUGCAGUGCGCAGGCUUCUUAUCGCGGUGGCUUCUCUUGUUGCCGAGCAUGGGCUCUAGGUUGCACGGGCUUCAGUAGUUGUGGCACGUGGGCCCAGUUGCUCCGCGGCAUGUGGGAUCUUCCCGGACCAGGGCUCGAACCCGUGUCCCCUACAUUGGCAGGCGGAUUCUUAACCACCGCACCACCAGGGAAGUCCAUCAGCCUGCUUUUUAAACAUCAGAUUCUGCACUUCGUGCCUGCCCAGCAGACCCUGGGAGGACCUGGGGCCACACACUGAGCCCCAGGUGUAGUUUAGUUGGGUUCUCACUCUAGACCUGGUUUCUCAAACUCGAUUUUAGUUACAGGCACACCUUGUUUUAUUGUGCUCCGCAUAUACUGCGCUGUUUACAAAUGGAUGUUUUGAGACAACACUGCUUCAAGCAAGUUUCUCAGCAUCAUUUUUCCAAUCAGCAUAUGCUCACUUUGUGUCUCUGUGCUGCAUUUUGGUAAUUCUUGGGGUAUUUCGAAACUUUUCAUUAUUAUUCUAUUUGUUAUGGUGAUCAGUGAUCUUUGACGUUACUACUGCAAGAAGAUUAUGACUUGCUGAAGGUUCAGGUGAUGGCCAGAAUUUUUUUUUAGCAAUAGUGUUUUCUAAUUAAUAUAUGUACAUUGUUUUUUUAGACAUAAUGCUAUUUCACACUUAAUAGACUACAGUAUAGUAUGAACAUAACUUUUACAGGCACUGGGAAACCAAAAAAAUGUCAAGUGACUCGCUUUAUUGCAGUAUUCGCUUUAUGGCUGUGUUCUGGAACUGAACCCACAAUUUCUCUGAGAUUUGCCUGUGUACAAGUGAAUCACCUGGGGAGCUUGUGAAAAAUGCAGACUCUGAUUCAGUAGAUCUGGCCCAGGGACUGAGAUUCUACACUUCUAACAAGUUCCCAGGUACAGCUGGUGCUGCUGGUCCAAAAUCACACUUCUAGAGAAUGCCUUCCGCUCCUUUUUGAAGCAAAAUUGACUUUUUUCUCACAUGUGACUAUUGCUGCAAUCUGGAGAUACAGAUACGUGAGUGUGUGUUUGUGUGUUUGUGUGUGUGUGUGUGUGUGUGUGCGCGCGCGCGUGCCAUUUUUUGAUUCCUUACUAUGUUCAGCAAUUUGCACACAUCACAUUUCCAUCACUAAACAAAUGAAUUAGGAACUAUGAGGAAACUGAGGCUGAGAGAGGUUAAAAAAACUUGCUCAAAUGAGAGGGAGAGCUGAAAUUUGGAUGUAGGUCUUUGAUUUUCCUGCUACCCAGAGCCUAACUCAGAUACGUGUUCUUCCACAUUUUCUAAAAGAUAUUUAAAAUUUUUUAUUUUAUCUGCUCACAUUUUUGCCCACUGGUUUUUUUUUUUUUUUUUUGGCCCACUGUUUUAAUUGUUGAUUUUUGUUUUUAUUAUUGAUAUAUAAGAGUUCUUCAUAUAUUCUGGAUGAGUCCCUUUAUCAGAUAUGCUUUACAAAUAAUUUCUCCCAAUAUUUGGCUUGCCUUUUCUUUUUCUUAAAAAUGCCUUUUAAGGAACAAAGUUUUAAAUACUGAUAAGUGCAUUUUUCAAAGUUGUGGCUUAUGCUUUCUAUUUUUUAUCAAAUAAAUCAUUGCUUGCUUUAUGGUCACAAAAAAAAAAAGGAAAAGAAAGAAAAAAGAUUUAGGGCAUGUUUGUUACCCAAGGACCACACUCCCACAAUCCAAGGGUUUUCAUGCCAUUAUGGCUGCUUUCUGUCCACCUUGCCUUGGGCACCUGGGGCUCUGGGUGGGGCCAUGCAUACCCCUGCUCAUCUCAGGUAAAGCUGCACCCAGGUGAAGUUCGACAGCCUUCAGAGGUGGGGUCUCAUUUUCCAAGGUCUAAAGUUUCAUGCGCGGAGCCUACUUGGAGAACCAGGUGUGUUUAAUUCAGGACAAACCUGUCUGUCAAGGUCAGUACAAAAAGCAGAGUUGAAGAGGUGGGCGUGAGUUUAGACUCAGCUUGACCCCCUGGGUUCUGGUUCUUCUAGCAGCUGUGUUCUCAGAGUGUUUGCCUUUUGGGUGAAAUCCAGAAAAAACUCCUUUGUUCCCGGCUCUUCGUUUCCCACGGGCAGAAUGAAUAUUUCCGUUGCACCUGUUCUUUUAAGCUUUGACAAUGUACUUUUUUUAACAGUGAGAACUGGGUUUACUUUUUGAAGCAUAAACUUGGUCCUCUGUAUUACCAAGCUGUGGUUUAUCCUAAUCUUUGUUUAAAUUCAUUAGAGGUCAAGGAAAAAGGACUAAAGGACUUGGUUUAGGCCCUUAACCUAUUAUGCCAUGGGGCAGGGAAGGGAGGGGCUGAAAUAACCAAACAUAUUUAUAUAUAUCUAUUCUGUAAUACAUACCUAUUCCUGUAAUACUAUAUUAUGCUUUUAUUAAACACUUAUUUCAUUCUGA
Globicephala melas (long-finned pilot whale) is the source of this 9487-nucleotide messenger RNA. RefSeq names its product glutathione S-transferase alpha 4 (gene GSTA4). Gene Ontology annotation, biological process: glutathione metabolic process. Gene Ontology annotation, molecular function: glutathione transferase activity. The record is from RefSeq and is a predicted model, not a curated record. Lineage: Eukaryota; Metazoa; Chordata; Mammalia; Artiodactyla; Delphinidae.